Cantharellus anzutake is the source of this 848-nucleotide messenger RNA. RefSeq lists its product as uncharacterized. The coding region runs from base 47 to 514 and encodes 155 amino acids. The transcript is spliced from 2 exons. The record is from RefSeq and is a predicted model, not a curated record. NCBI's taxonomy places the organism in Eukaryota, Fungi, Basidiomycota, Agaricomycetes, Cantharellales, Hydnaceae.
CAAAUGUUAAUACUCGGGGGAUGUCCUUGGUAUCAAUAGUCCGUCCAUGCAAACUUACAGUCCAGCCAUGGGACCGGUGCACAGGCAAAUGUGCACCGAAGUGGUUUCUAGCUGUUUUAGUCUGUUUCAAAUACUAUUCUCCGAAUGUUGGCUCUGUGUUGUCUUGUGCGCUUGGACCUGGAAGCCGUUCGGAUGGAUCAGUCUGCUCAAAAGUUCCGAUUCCUCUGGAAUUCAUCGCAUUCUCUGUGCCGACAUCCGGAGUGGCUUGUGGUGCAGAGGGUUUAUAUAUGACCAUCUCUUAACAUUCUCCUUCACGCUGCCUUCCCUACUCCGGUUGCAGUUAUUUCACAUAAGAUACUCUUGCUGGUGUCACGAACACUUUGCGAGUCUAUUGCAGACACUCCAACGCGCGUCUGGCACGAAGCUUCAUCCGAGUAUGGAAAGCUUGCAUGCUGUUCGUGGUACUUCCAAGCCUUUGUUAUUGGAGAGUCCUUGCGAGGGACCUUUCAUAUGAAGCUUGAAGACUCCCGGGCCGGUGGUUGAAGAGUAAUAGUGGUUGUGGACGGUGUGGUGAUUAGGAGCAAGAUCGCCCCAGGUCUGUCGAUGAUUGUCUCCUACUUCCUGCUCCUGACAAGCCUGGUCGCUCUCUCACCCCAACAUCUGACUGGCUCGUUUCUAUCACACUUCGGAGUCGCCAAAUUGAUCGAUGUCAGUGGACAGGCCUGGUAUUCCAGUCUGCACAGAGAGAUAACGUCAUUGAUGACGAUUCCCCAUUCAUUAACCGUCCGUCCAUGAAACCCGAGUUGCAAUGUAGGAUGUCAAGGCUGUGCACCUACUUCACGAUCCAG